AUGUGGUACACAAAAGCCAGGAAGGUAAUAAGGGACAGAGGAAGAGUGAUCUACUACCCAGCCAAAGGCUUCCUUGAAGAAAGGCUGUGGAAUGGUAGGAAGAGGUCAAAGCGUGGUUCCACCCAACAAAUGCCUGAAGCCAGCCAUUCACAAAGGGGAUACAUACCAGAAUCUACUGUUACAGAGGAAAGGGCCCUCCAACUAAAGGAAUGGCUCAAACACAAUUCAGAGCCUUUCACCCAAGUACAGUUCUACAUGAGAGAGACGGUGUUAUGCAGGGCCAACUGGAUCCGCUCUCAUAGCUCCAAGGACAUACUUGAAAUCCUCAGAGAAUACCCUCAUCUCACCAGUCCAGGCAUGAUUGCGCAGGACUUCCAGGUGCUUCAUGGUGAGACCUGGCUCCAUGAAUACACUGAAAAGGUCCUGUACUUGGCCAAGCAGGACGAUAAACUUCCUUCACUCGAUGUGGAGGACAUGACACUGGAUGCCAAGGGCGAACUAGCUCUUAAACUGCUCCCCACCAUGAUGCCACAGACCGUCUACAAGUCAGUCUCCAGUCCUUUGAAAGGCUCGGCUGCAUCGGAAAACUCGUGUGAGAGCUCUUCCACCUGUGGGCUCUGA
Messenger RNA from Seriola aureovittata, 621 nucleotides. RefSeq lists its product as uncharacterized. The record is from RefSeq and is a predicted model, not a curated record. Bases 1 to 621 code for a protein of 206 amino acids. The transcript is spliced from 5 exons. Lineage: Eukaryota; Metazoa; Chordata; Actinopteri; Carangiformes; Carangidae.